This is a messenger RNA of Sebastes umbrosus (honeycomb rockfish), 6198 nucleotides long. RefSeq names its product eph receptor B4a (gene ephb4a). Gene Ontology annotation, molecular function: protein binding; transmembrane-ephrin receptor activity; ATP binding. Gene Ontology annotation, cellular component: plasma membrane; neuron projection. Gene Ontology annotation, biological process: axon guidance; cell surface receptor protein tyrosine kinase signaling pathway; central nervous system projection neuron axonogenesis. The record is from RefSeq and is a predicted model, not a curated record. NCBI's taxonomy places the organism in Eukaryota, Metazoa, Chordata, Actinopteri, Perciformes, Sebastidae.
AAUAUGGGUUUUAUUUUGAAGGCUCCCUGCGGAAAUCCUGUGUCUUAUCGCGUGCUUUUGACUCUGCUGCUAUGGAAACCAUAGUGGGCGGAGCCUGCUGCUGCCAUUCGAUUCCGGGUUUGAUGCGGUGAUGAAGUCCUCGGUGACCAGCGGACAGUAUAGUCAGCCUCUACGAGCUACUUCAGCGCACAAACUUAGUACCUGCUGUUCGGCCAGUCUGCGCACUUAUCCCGGGAUAAAAAAAACAGACAUUUACCCACAGUUUCAGUCUAAUUAUUGCCCGUUAAUCCAGGCCAGGCUAGACGUGUCAGCGCACUAUCCCCACCACCUUUUCGUGGACUAUUUUUUUCUCCCCUCGCAGUCAGAACAGUCUGAUGCUUUAAAGGGAGAAAACACACACUUUGCUGGAUUGUUUACCGGAGAUGAUGAGGAGAAGAUGUGGAAGCAGGUCUUAUCGGACUGAUGAUGAUGAGGAUUAUCUCUGUAACUAACCCAGAUGCAGUGAGGUGCCCUGGUUGCGGAUUGUGCCUGCUCGGUUAUCGAGCCAAGGGGGAGAAUUUGGGAGAAGUGGUUGGAGCACAAAGAGCUGUUUAAAGGCGAGGAUCCAACAAGUUAGGACCAUGAUCCCACCGUGCUGACAGAGGACUGAGGUGGGAGAGGAGUGUUGUUUUCUACCCAGACUUUAACCACAACACAAAGUUGGACAAUCCAGAGAAGUUUCCAGUCUGUCCUCCCAGUUAAACCAGCUUUAUAUUCACACUUAGCCAGAGUGUAUGUUUUUUUUACUGCAGUUUUUUUGACCACAGUGUGAAGCUCUCUGAUCUGAAGACCACUUUAAAUGCGGACUGGUUUGCGGUCAGUGAGUGCACAGCCGAGCUGCCAGUGCCACUUCAUUUUUAAUUCAAGCAUUUUUUUGGACCAUUUUUUUACCAACAAUAUGGAGCUGACAUGCAGGAGCAGUGUUGUCCUGCUGGGGUGCAUCUUCUUCUUCCUGGCUUCUUGCAGAGGAAGAGGUCUUGAUGAACACUAAGACGGAGACUUCUGAUCUCAGAUGGACUAUCUUCUCACACGCCAAACCCGAGUGGGAGGAAGUAAGCGGUUUAGAUGAGGAGAACAACGGCGUGAGGAUCUAUCAGAUCUGUCAGACCGACGGCGCAUCCAGCCACUGGCUGCGCAGCGGCUUCAUCCAGCGACGGGGAGCAUCUCAGGUUUACGUGGAGCUGCGGUUCACCAUGAUGGAGUGUUCGUCCAGCAGCACCCACCACCGCAGCUGUAAGGAGACCUUUAACCUGUACUACUACCAGGCAGACUCCAACGAGGCCACGUCCUCCUACCCGCCCUGGAUGGAGAACCCCUACACCAAGGUGGACACAGUGGCUGCAGACUUUCUACUGAGGAAGGACGCGGAGCGGAAAUUCAACGUGAAGACAUUAAGACUCGGCCCUCUCUCUAAGAGAGGCUUCUACUUGGCCUUCCAGGCUCAGGGCGCCUGCAUGGCCCUGCUGUCCGUCAGGGUCUUCUUCAAAAAGUGUCCCCCCCUGGUCAGCGCUCUUCCUUUCCCCGAGACGGUUCCCCGCUAUCUGGUGCAAGAGGCGCAGGGUGUGUGUGUGGAGCACGCCUCCCAGCAAGGGCCUCGACCUCGGCCGCCUAAGCUCUUCUGCGGGGAAGACGGCCAGUGGGUGGGCCAGCCGACAACCUCCUGCGCCUGCAUGCCAGGAUUCGAGGCCGCUGAAGGACACACUAGAUGCACAGCCUGUCCUGUGGGUCAGUUCAAGUCGGCCUCAGAGGGACAGUGCACAGGCUGUCCAGGAUUCAGCCACGCCGCCAUCGGAGGGGCGUCGGUGUGCGCGUGUCGCUCUGGAUACCUGCGUGCAGAGUCUGACACUUCCGACACCCCGUGCACCAGAACUCCCUCGGCUCCGCGAAGCGUCGUCACCCAGAUCAACGACACCACGCUCAGCCUGGAGUGGAACGAACCUCUGGACAACGGCGGCAGAACGGACCUGAGCUACGCCGUAAGGUGCUCCGUGUGCCGGUCGACCAAGGGGCCGUGCCUCUCCUGCGGAGACAGCGUCAGCUAUCGGCCUGCGCAGCCCGGCCUGCUGGGUCGCAGGGUGGAGGUGUGGGGCCUGCUGCCUCACACCACGUACUCCUUCACCAUCCAGACUCUCAAUGGGGUGUCUCAGGUCAGCGGCAAAGACCCUGCCAGUGAAAGCGUCAACAUCACCACCAGCCAUGACGUGCCGUCGCUGGUGUCUGUGAUUCGGAAGAGCGACUCCACAGAGAGCAGCCUGACUCUACACUGGUCAGUGUCGGCUCAGCCGCACUACACCAUCCUGCAGUAUCAGCUACGCUACUGUGAGAAGGAGCGACGUAGUGAAGAUCAGUGCCACUACACAGAGAGUAACAGAAACCAGGCUGUGCUGACGGACCUCCGCAGGGCCACUCAGUACGAGGUGCAGGUUCGGGCGCGCACCAUGGCCGGUUAUGGCAGCUUCAGUCCUGCAGCCGUGUUCGGCACGCUGCCUGACGGUCAGGACUCCCAGUUCUUAGUGCCUGGCAUCCUUAUCGCCGUCGGGAUGCUGCUGCUCGUCACGUUCGUCUUAGUGGCCGCCUACUGCAUACGCAGACACAGCCGAGUAAAGGAUCCGGAGCUGAGCGACAAAAACAACCAGUACCUCGUCGGCCAAGGGGUCAAGGUUUAUAUCGACCCCUUCACCUAUGAGGACCCUAAUGAGGCCGUGCGAGAGUUUGCUAAGGAAAUUGAUGUUUCCUUUGUGAAGAUCGAAGAGGUUAUCGGUGCUGGAGAGUUUGGGGAGGUGUGUCGAGGACGGCUGAAGAUCCAGGGAAAAAAAGAGAACUACGUAGCAAUUAAGACACUGAAGGGAGGCUAUACUGACAAGCAGAGGCGGGACUUCCUCUCUGAAGCGUCCAUCAUGGGUCAGUUCCAGCACCCCAACAUCAUCCACCUGGAGGGGAUCAUCACGGCCAGCUGUCCAGUCAUGAUCCUCACAGAGUUCAUGGAGAACGGAGCUCUGGACUCUUUUCUACGGCUGAACGACAGCCAGUUCACUCCCAUCCAGCUGGUGGGCAUGCUGCGCGGCAUAGCCUCCGGUAUGAAGUACCUGGCAGAGAUGAGCUACGUCCACCGAGACCUGGCUGCCCGCAACAUCCUCAUCAACAGCAACCUUGUGUGCAAGGUAUCCGACUUCGGCUUGUCACGCUUCCUGCAGGAGAACUCGUCUGACCCGACGUAUACCAGCUCUCUGGGAGGUAAGAUCCCAAUCCGCUGGACAGCACCGGAGGCGAUAGCCUUCAGAAAGUUUACCUCAGCCUCAGAUGUGUGGAGCUAUGGCAUUGUCAUGUGGGAGGUCAUGUCUUUUGGAGAGAGACCAUACUGGGACAUGAGCAACCAGGAUGUAAUCAAUGCCAUAGAGCAAGACUACCGGCUGCCACCGCCCCCCGACUGCCCCACCCACUUGCACCAGCUGAUGCUGGACUGCUGGCAGAAGGACCGCUCGGCACGCCCUCGCUUCGCGGACCUCGUCAGCGCUCUCGACAAGCUGAUCCGCAACCCCGCAUCCCUCAAAAUAGUGGCUCAAGAAGGAGCAGGGCCGUCCUACCCCCUGCUGGACCAGCGUGCACCUUUAGCCCUCUCGUCGUGUGCUUCAGUGGGGGAAUGGCUGAGGGCCAUCAAGAUGGAGCGCUACGAGGACAGCUUCCUGCAGGCCGGCUUCAAUACAGUGGACCAGCUGGCUGAGAUCACCACACAGGAUCUGCUGCACAUGGGAGUCACUUUGGCCGGGCACCAGAGGAAAAUCCUCUCCAGCAUCCAGACAAUGACCUUUCGGAACAAGAGCACCACAACUGUGACCUUCUAGCUCACCCAUCUCCUAACCUGGACGUGUACACCAGCACGCCGGUGCAGCAAUGUACUGAGAGCACUCUGGAUCCUCUCCUGUGACCCACUUUGAACUCGGUCUCCAAGGGAGAUUGGCAGAAUUGACAAAUGACCAGAAAAAAAAUUCAAAAAAUAGACGACUUUCCCAUCAGGAUGAGAGAGAGUCGUCCAGAGAUGGGCGAGUCCCUGUCGCCCGCAGUGACAAGGGGACGAAGUUGAUUAAUUUUUACAGUUUGUGGUCGGUGUUUUUAUAUCUACCUGAAAAUAUGACCCAAUAAUUGUGCUAAACCAAGAGGAGAGACUGAUCAGAAUUUACUAAGUUUCUGUAGUAUCAUGUCAUUUUGGAAAAACUGGCAGUGGACUGGUUUGUUGUCCCAGUAAAAAGUCACUUCACCAAAGGAGACGAAAAGAAACAGUGCCAAUCCAAGUUCAGUUUUCAUAUUGUUGUGUAAUUAUGAAUGAGAACUGCUUGCAUUAAAUCCUUCUGGAUUACAUCACUACAUGGACAUUUUUUCACAUCAAGACUGGACAUUUUACUUCUUUGUUUCUGUUUGAUUUCAACAUUACCUCCUCUUUACUCAGGUGUGAUGUGUAAUGCAAACUUUGGAGAGCGCUGUACUCGUCCUAAUCAGACUUCUUUCAUCUUCCUCAGUCUCUCCCCUCAUGGGCUCCACAGCGCGACACAGAGACAUAUCAGCACUUUUGUCAUUUCAGAGUGAAUUGUAAUCUUCAGUGACUCCAUGUGUUUCUCUUGGAGUAUGGUGGGUUAUUUCUACUGCCUGUGUUUCUGCUGGCAGCUCCGUUUUAUUAUAGAAAGACUGAACAAGGACCAAGUGGACUAAGAGACUAGAGAACACUGUCGAAUUGGUUUUCUUUGUAGAAAUUUACCAAUGACGCUAUCUGGCCUCAAACUUGUUUUUCUUGAUAUAUCUGAUGCAUUUUUAAUUCUCUUAUUCUGUAUUCUACAUCUUCCAGUGCCAUUCAGUCGUCUUUGUGGACUUAAAUGCCAAUUUUAUAAAGCAGAAAUCUCUCAUGAGUGAUUUUUGUCUCAUUAAAAUGUACCUCAAAGGGUUACUUUGACAUUUUGAAGCUGAGUGUAUUAUUUUUCUUCAUGCUGGUUGUGUACUUGGCAAAUUGUUUCUGCCUUUGCCUCGAAGCUACACAAAAUGAGUGUAUUAAAUUCUUAAUAUAUAGCAUUGAAAACGAUGUACAGCUACAAGUGAAGCUAACAUGCUAGCUUGUAGCCAGCAGUAUCCAUUGGUUUCAGGGUGGAAUGCUAACGCUGUUGAGCUGCUGUUUGAUUAGCACAGCAGCUAUCCCUCAUGUUUUAAAUGUAUUAUUUCUGUUCAUCAGAUGCUGGUUGUGUGGUCAGCAAAGUAUUGCUGUUUUUGCCCCAAAGAAGCUACAAAAUGUUUCUCAACAUUUAAGCAAAGAACACAAUACAUAGCCACCAGCUAACAUGCUGGCUUGUAGCCAGUAUCCAUUGGUUUCAUGGUGGAAUGCUAAUAGUAUUGUUGAGCUGUUGUUUGAUUAGCCGAGUAGCCCUCCACACAUUAUUACAAAGUGCUUGUUGAAGAAGAAUGGCAGACUGGAGUUCAAAAUGUUAAAGUAUUACUCAAAGACUUUGCAUCUCUCGGAAGGAUAAUACCAGUCUUUUUGACAUUGAGGUCAUGCGUAAUUUCCCUGCAGUGAAUCAAGAAAAUGAAGUUUAAACAGCUACUACAACAUAUUCAAACAGCUAUGUUGAAUACAAAAUGCAACGAUUGCUUUUUCUAAAGGGUUUUACCUUGGUGCCAUAGAGCACUUUUAUGAUCUUUCAAUUGGCAAUUUGGGUUUUCCUCUUCCUUGGACUUUAACAUAGCAUUUCUAUUAUAUGUGAUAAUUAUCUAGGGUUUCAAGAGGUUUAAAGUGCCAUUUACACACAUUCAAAAUCCAUUCAAUGUGAUGAUUAACAUAAUUCAAGUUAAUUCACACCGAAAAUAAGGUGGUGGUAAUGGCCACACUGAAUGUUUAUUAUCACUUGGAAAAAAUGUGGUUGAAACGUCAGUGAUACCAUCAAAUCAUCCACUCUCUUAUCAAACAUACAGUUACAGGCCUUAAUCAAAAACACUGGUAUUGUCACGCAAGCGUCUGAGAGGUUCUCUUAAGGAUUAUGGGAAUUGUGGUCUUCAUAUUGAAGAUCUCAAUAAAAUCAGCUUUGAAAUAAUGAAUAGAUAAAGUAUGUUUUGAUUACUGUCCUGUGUGUAGGCUAAUCUGUAUUCAGUAUUCAUAAUAAAGAUAAACACCAGUGUUUACCA